AUGGAUGCUUUUCUGGGUUCUUGGAAGUUGUCGAAGAGUGAGGGUUUCGACGAGGUGAUGCGUCAUUUGGGCGUGAAUUUCAUCGCUCGCAAAGCCGGCAACACGCUCAAGCCCACCGUCACCAUUACCAGUGUGGGAGACGGACGCUACCACAUGAAGCUCGAGAGCACAUUCAAGAACACAGAGUUCACCUUCAAAUUGGGCGAGGAGUGUGACGAGGUGACUGCAGAUGGUCGGAAGGUGAAAUCCACCAUCACGAUGGAUGGCAGCACCAUGAAGCAUGUGCAGGUUGGAGAAAAGACCACUCACAUCGAGCGGGUCAUCGAGGGUGACAAGAUGUUGACAGUGAGUAGUGAUUGCCCGAUCAACGCCAUGAUCAGGCGUUUUACCAUCUUGUUUGCACUCAUGAUUGAGCCUACAUUCUAUCCAUUUUAG
Molecule: messenger RNA, 435 nt
Organism: Mesocestoides corti
Lineage: Eukaryota; Metazoa; Platyhelminthes; Cestoda; Cyclophyllidea; Mesocestoididae
Source: the annotation of a GenBank genome assembly